This is a messenger RNA of Saxophila tyrrhenica, 903 nucleotides long. RefSeq lists its product as uncharacterized. NCBI's taxonomy places the organism in Eukaryota, Fungi, Ascomycota, Dothideomycetes, Mycosphaerellales, Extremaceae. The record is from RefSeq and is a predicted model, not a curated record. The transcript has a single exon. Bases 1 to 903 code for a protein of 300 amino acids.
AUGGCCUCGACUCCCACCUUCAUCCUCGUUCCCGGUCACUGGCACACACCCACGCAUCUCCGCCCACUCACUACGGCUCUCUCCGACCGCGGUCUUCCGUACAAGACCCAGCAACUCCACACUGUCGGCCGCAAACCCCCCGGCCCCCGGCCCUGCUACAGCGACGACGUCUCCGUAAUCUACACAGCCGUCACCACCGAACUCCUCGCCGGCCGCGACGUCUGUCUAGUCCUGCACAGCUACGCGGGCGUCCCAGGCGCAGAAGCAGUCAACUGCUUACUCAAAGACGGCGUGGUCGAAACGCCAGACUUCCGCCGCUGGGACUUUGGCUAUGCGCCUCCCGAAGGCAUCCCCUACAAACCACUCGGCAGUCUGGUGAAAGUGGUCUUCAUAGCCGCCUACACCAUCCCCGCCGGCGUGAACAUCGAUCCCAAAGACUUCGUCGGCCCUUCAAAUCCGGGGUUCAGCAUCGACAGCCAUAAUAUGACUCAUAUGGCCUCACCCUGGCACUUCUUUUUUUCGGACCUCCCGCUCAGCGCCGCGAAACCAUACGUAGACGCUUGCGCAGAGACGUACUACGUGGGACCCAUGCACCUGACUUCCGAACGGUGGAAGAAGGCGCGAGUAUCAACGUUGAUAUGUGCAAAGGACAACGCGAUCCCGAGGUCGAAGCAGGAAGGUAUGUGGGAGUGGCUGGUGAAGCGAGAGGAGGAGCGGGACGAUGCAAGGAUGGCGGAGGAGGAAGAGGACGAGUGGGGUAAGAUGGUCGAAUGGAUUGACGCCUGUCACGCGCCUUGGGUGAAGAAGGCGGAUGAUGUGGCGGCUUUUUUGGCGAGGGGGAUUGCGAAUGCGAAGGGGAAGGCGAAAGUGGAUGGGGGAGUGGAGAGGUCGGGGUGGGCGUGA